Molecule: messenger RNA, 1383 nt
Organism: Encephalitozoon cuniculi GB-M1
Lineage: Eukaryota; Fungi; Microsporidia; Unikaryonidae
Exons: 1
Coding region: 1-1383 (460 amino acids)
Biological process (GO): cell division
Molecular function (GO): protein binding
Source: RefSeq, marked provisional
AUGGAAAAGCUCUGCUCACUUAUUAAUACCUAUCUGAUGGAGGAGAUGGACUACUCAGCUUUAGCAUUGUCAGAGUAUGUAUAUAGAAGGGAAAAAACAAAUGCAACCACCAUGCUCCUACUUAAGGCGAUGUAUAAGCUGUCGUACUAUGAAAGGUGCAUUGAGACAAUAGAGCUGAACAGCGCAAUGAUGAGGAUCCACGAGGCCAGAAUUAUAUAUCAUAGAUGUAAGUUCCUGGUAGGCAAGAAAAGCAAGGGCCUUCUUAUGGACGCUGAAUGCGAUGAGAAGAUGGUCAAGUAUCCUGCUGCAGAGAUAUCCAAGAAAAGCGUUAGGUUGCUUUUCGAAGGGCUGACAAAGGAAGAUGUUAAACAGAAGGAAAUCCUUUUGGAGGCAUAUAGAUGCGAUAACCGCAAUCUGGAGGCAUUGCUACGGAUGAAAAACGAGAGCCUGAUAAGCAAAAAGGAGCUGCUCGUACUUAUAGACGAAUGCAAGGAUGAUCUUAUGCGAGGGAUUUAUUUAGAGAUAUUUUAUCCGUCCUUCGAGCCUGACUUUUGUUUCCUACCCUUCUACUCGCCAUGGUAUGGAUUCAAGUUAGCAAAGCAGUAUUACAAAAAAAGAAAGGACAUGUUGCUGUUCAACUUAGGCGUCUCAAUGGUCAGGCUAUAUCCGAACUCCGAGCAUUCUUUCAUCAGUUUGGGGUUGUUUUUCUUGAUGUCCUCCAACUAUCCAGAAGCCAGAAGGUGCUUCUACAAGGCUGUCCAGAUAAACAACAAAUAUGGAAGAGGAUGGCUGUAUCUUGGGAUGGCAUAUUCUGGAAUGAAGGAAUGCGAGAGCAGCAUAGCAUGCCUGAACAUAGCCUAUAAGACAAUGAUCGGAUCUUACAAACCUUCUUUUUACCUAGCAACUGAAUAUCACCGGAUGAACAACUUCGAGAGGGCUUCGUUCUUCUACAAGCACGCCCUUGGAAUAAACCCAUCGGUCCAGGUUCAGGAAAAAUAUAUAUCGCUGCUCAUAUACUACGAAUACUACCCGGAGGCUUUAAGCUAUCUAGCAGCACAGAAAAACAGUCUACUGGGACUACUAAGAGUUUACUGCAACCUGUUCCUUGGAAAGGUUACAGAAGCCCAGAAGCAUCUUUCGACUUGCCAGAUUGACUGGAGAUACCAUGCCACUGCAGGGUUUAUAGACCACCUGCUGAACAACCUCGACUCUGCUGCAGACAACUACAACAAGGCUCUCCUGAAAGCCCAUGUAAACUUGAUAGAGGAGCUUCUUGGGCUUGCUGUGGAAAAUAUGACGUGUAAGCAGAAUAAUAACGUAUAUGACUAUGCCACCGAUCUAUUCGACAACAUGAUCCCCAAAUAUUCUUUUGAGGUAAUCUGA